Nezara viridula (southern green stink bug) is the source of this 479-nucleotide messenger RNA. The record is from the annotation of a GenBank genome assembly. NCBI's taxonomy places the organism in Eukaryota, Metazoa, Arthropoda, Insecta, Hemiptera, Pentatomidae.
AUGACGACCCGAACUGCAAUAACGACCUGCAGGACAGGUCAAGGGGACGCUAUGGAGAUGUUAUACGACAGGUCACAGAGCACAGCCCAUCAACAUCAACUACGGCAAGGGCCAGAGCAGCCGGCGGUACAGGCCAGAGCCCGAGGAGGAGCGGCGCUUGCGGGCCGGGUACCAUGUCCGUUCAGGUUCCUCCCCGCUCAGUACGAGCAGCUCCUGAAGGACAACCCCUGCAACCGGAGGGACUGCGACUCCAGCGGGAAGCACAAGAUGACCUGCCAGCAAUGCGGCGACGUCUCCUAUCACGUCUGCAUCUCCCUCCCCAGGGACGAGUCGAAGCCUCAUAGGUGUUCACGCUGCUGGAAGAACAGGGCACCGCCACCGCCAGAGACCUGAGUCAACGGGACAUCGCGAACAGGACGCCAGCAACGUGAGUCAACAGGGGAUCAUGGACAGGACACCGGAUUUUAAAUUGCAUAUUG